AUGGUGUCCGCGGUAGGUGGACGGAGGGAGGGAGCCGUUCGGUCCCGUUCCGUCUUCCGAGACGACGUUCGGCUUGCUUAGAGUAUGCCCGACGUCGCCAUGCCUCCCCCGCGACCGCUAAACGGCGCGGGAAUCUUCCUCGUCCUCGCGUUGCCACCGACGCUCUUCUUCCUGGGAUGCGAGUCGCACAUCGACGCUAAGCGCCUGCACGACGACCUCCUCAGCGACUACAACAGACUCAUCCGACCGGUGGAUAACCACUCCAGCAAAGUCACCAUCGUCGUCGGCCUCAAGCUCACUCAGCUCAUCGACAUUAACCUCAAACACCAGGUCAUGACUACCAACGUGUGGGUAGAACAGACUUGGGACGACUACAAAUUACACUGGACACCGUCAGAUUACGGAGGGGUGGAAAUGAUUCACGUGCCAGCCGAACACAUCUGGUUACCCGACAUCGUCCUCUUUAACAACGCCGACGGGAAUUACGAAGUGACCCUGAUGACCAAAGCUACGGUCCACUACACGGGAAAGAUCGUGUGGAAGCCUCCCGCCCUAUAUAAGAGCACGUGCGAGAUCGACGUGGAAUACUUCCCCUUCGACGAACAAUCUUGCAUUAUGAAAUUCGGAUCGUGGACCUACGACGGAUACGAGGUGGAUUUGCAACACGUGAAGCAGGAACCAGGGACUAACACGGUAGCUAUGGGAAUCGAUCUGAGCGAACUUUACAAGAGCGUAGAAUGGGACAUUCUAUUGGUACCGGCCAAAUACAACGAAGAAUACUACGAUUGCUGCGACGAGCCCUAUCCGGACAUCACUUUUAACAUCACAAUGAGAAGGAAAACCCUAUUCUACACGGUUAAUUUGAUUAUACCGUGCGUGGGAAUUUCCUUCUUAACCGUGCUAGUGUUUUAUCUCCCUUCGGACAGCGGGGAAAAAGUUACGCUCUGUAUAUCCAUUCUAGUCUCCCUGACCGUUUUCUUUCUUCUGCUAGCCGAAAUCAUCCCACCCACGUCCCUAGCCGUCCCCCUCCUGGGAAAAUAUCUUCUGUUUACCAUGAUCCUCGUCACUCUGUCCAUAGCGGUGACUGUAGGAGUGCUCAACAUCCACUUUCGUUCUCCCUCCACUCACAAAAUGUCGCCCUGGGUGAGACGCGUCUUUAUCCACAUUAUGCCCAGACUUCUACUGAUGAGAAGGCCCCUGCACACUACCGAAGACAAACUGACCGAACCUCCCAAAUUCGCGGGCAGGAAUUGCAACGGCAUGGAGAUAAGAAGAGACUCCUUCGUUCGGAUGCAAGCGGAGCGCAACACCCCGCCGCCUGAUGCCUUGCACGUGGAUUACAGAAUGCGCGCGGGACGCGAAGACUUAGUCCGGGAAAACGCCGAAAAUACCGACCACGCCCAUUACAGGCACCAUUCUCCGGAAAUCCAGAAAGCCAUCGAGAGCAUUCUCUUCAUUGCCGAACAUAUCCGGAAAGAAGACGAGGAGCAGAGCGAGAUAGAAGACUGGAAGUACGUGGCCAUGGUGCUGGACAGGUUGUUUCUGUGGAUCUUCACCAUCGCUUCGCUGGUAGGAACGUGCGGAAUACUGCUUCAGGCCCCUUCUCUGUACGAUGAUCGGAUCCCGGUCAGCGACUCCUAAAGCGGAUCUCUUCGAUCGGCAGCCCUCAUACGGCAGCUACUGCGCGCGCGAAUUCUCGCCUCCGGCUUACUUUCCCCAUUUUACCCCCCCGGGGAGGUCACGGUUCGCCUCUCAACAGGAGUGAUGGGUCGCUUCUUCCUGCCUCACGGUUCGACGCCCCACUCGAGAGAGAGAACGGGCCUUUCUUUUAUUUAUUUAUUUUUUUUACUUUCUUUCUUUUACCUUCGGUCCUCCCCCACCUCCGAUUUUCUCUCGUCGUUUUCUAUUCUUCUGCGGCCGGAAUAUAUAUUUCUACACUUUUUCCUCACUCGGCCGUUUUACGAAUCUCUCUCUUCCUUCCUCUCUUUCUCUUCUAACUCUCACUUCACGCGCUUCCGCUUCCGGAAUCGCCGCUUUCCUUCCCCCCAAAAACGGGAGGACUCUUCCCCCCCAGCACGCGGGGAAGAAGUAACGGCGCCGUUCGGACGGACGAACGGACAGACGGACGGGACGUUUUACCCCUCUUUUUUCCGAGACGUGGAUCCAGUGCCAAAGAGUCCCGCCGAAAUUUCUUCCCGUCUCUUCUCGGAUUCCGGGGAAAAUUCCCUUCCCUGCCUUUCCGCUUCCGGUGGCGAUUUAGGGGGGGGUCGAAUACACCCUGAACCCUCGGCGGGCCUCGUCUUACGUGUGUUUUAUACUCCGGUAGAAUCAAUUUCUUUCGGUUUCUUGUAGAUAGCAACCGUUCAAUAAAGUGGAAAGAAAGUCGCCCGCUGGUUUUCUUUUCCUCCCCUCUUCCUCCCCGGAAGUGAACCCCUUUCGCGAUUUUCGUUUCCGGUAGAAGGAAUGUUUCGACUGUAAAAAAAAAACUGUUAAAAGUUUCUUUUAAAGUGGUUGUAUACGAAAGGAUUUGGUGGAGGAACCCCUCACGGCGCGCGUGCUCUCGUUGUAGUGUCCGUCGUCAGAGAGGAAGAAAGGUGACACCGGGGUCGGCGGACGAAGGAGAAGGGACCGAAUCCGCCACCGCCCUGAUGCGUCGAGGAAGGAGGGUCCUCCCCCCCACAUCGAAAGGUGCCAAAGGAUUUCCGGAAGCUACCGAAAGAAGAAAGUCGAGAGGAAACGACGAAUUUAGAGCUCUUUCCUCCAAAUUUUUAACUCCAUUAUUCGUAACUUUAUUAACGUUUAGUCAGAAUAAACUUUUUUGAAACGAAUUAUCGAGUUUUCUGUUCUUAAAUUAACGCCAAUUCCAUUCAAAUGGACCAAACCGGAAACUCUCCCUUCAACCUUUUCACGCCCUUUCCUCCGUAACCGGAAAUAACGAAG
Molecule: messenger RNA, 2940 nt
Organism: Centruroides sculpturatus (bark scorpion)
Lineage: Eukaryota; Metazoa; Arthropoda; Arachnida; Scorpiones; Buthidae
Product: acetylcholine receptor subunit alpha-like
Exons: 6
Coding region: 85-1641 (518 amino acids)
Biological process (GO): nervous system process; signal transduction; monoatomic ion transmembrane transport
Cellular component (GO): synapse; postsynaptic membrane; neuron projection
Molecular function (GO): transmembrane signaling receptor activity; acetylcholine-gated monoatomic cation-selective channel activity
Source: RefSeq, a predicted model, not a curated record